Messenger RNA from Vidua macroura (Pin-tailed whydah), 1743 nucleotides. It is a transcript of the gene TIPIN, whose product is annotated as TIMELESS interacting protein. The record is from RefSeq and is a predicted model, not a curated record. Bases 525 to 1370 code for a protein of 281 amino acids. Gene Ontology annotation, molecular function: DNA binding. Gene Ontology annotation, biological process: replication fork processing; DNA damage response; replication fork arrest. NCBI's taxonomy places the organism in Eukaryota, Metazoa, Chordata, Aves, Passeriformes, Viduidae. The transcript is spliced from 8 exons. Gene Ontology annotation, cellular component: nucleus; replication fork protection complex.
CCCGGCCCCGCCGCAGGAACAGCCCCGGAGCCCGGGCUGCCACCGCCUCAGCCCGGCCCCGCCGCAGGAACAGCCCCGGAGCCCGGGCUGCCACCGCCUCAGCCCGGCCCCGCCGCAGGAACAGCCCCGGAGCCCGGGCUGCCACCGCCUCAGCCCGGCCCCGCCGCAGGAACAGCCCCGGAGCCCGGGCUGCCACCGCCUCAGCCCGGCCCCGCCGCAGGAACAGCCCCGGAGCCCGGGCUGCCACCGCCUCAGCCCGGCCCCGCUCCCGAAACAGCCCCGGAGCCCGGGCUGCCACCGCCUCAGCCCGGCCCCGCUCCCGAAACAGCCCCGGAGCCCGGGCUGCCACCGCCUCAGCCCGGCCCCGCCGCAGGAACAGCCCCGGAGCCCGGGCUGCCACCGCCUCAGCCCGGCCCAGCCCAGCCGGGGGCUCUGGGUCAGCUUCACUUGAGGAGCCGGAAAAGGAGACUCAUCCUCCAGACCGCGUUUCGAAGUGGGAGGGGGAAAAAGGCUUCUUUGUGGCCAUGCUGGAUCCUUUAGAGAACAACUUGUUUGAUCUUCCUGAUUAUGAGAACACAGAAGACGAAACCUUCCCACCUCUUCCACCUCCUGCCUCUCCAGGAAGAGACGAUGCAGAAUGGGCUCAGGUUAAUGGAGAUCCAGAUGGAAACCAGCAGUCCCAAACAAAGGAUUCUGCUGUGACCACACAGAAGGCAAUAAAAAGACCAAGGCCUAGAUUAGAUGCCCAAAGGUUAAUUUCAGAAAGAGGGCUCCCAGCUCUGAGGCACAUGUUUGACAACGUGAAGUUCAAGGGCAAAGGGCAUGAGGCAGAGGACCUGAAGACACUGAUCCAGCAUAUGGAGCACUGGGCUCACCGACUGUUCCCACAACUGCGGUUCGAGGAUUUCAUUGACGUGGUGGAGUCUUUGGGAAACAAAAAGGAAGUUCAGACCUGCCUGAAGCGGAUUAGACUUGAUCUUCCCAUUUUACAUGAAGACUUCAAACAUAAUGAAGAAGGAGAAGGGGAAAGCAAUGGGCUGGAUGCAGCUGCCGAAGAUGCACAUUCCCACUCUGGCAGCGCAGAAGAGCUGAAUGCCCUGCCUGGGACGAGCCUGACGGAGGAGCAGCAGGAGCGGAUGAAGAAGAACCGGCAGCUGGCCCUGGAGCGGCGGCAGGCGCGGCUGCAGGGCCUCAGCCAGUCCCAGCACCAGGCAGAGCUCCCCAGCAGUUACUCAGAAGAGGAGUUUGACAGCCCAGUUGCUCAGGAUCCCACUGACCUUACUGAAGACACUCAGGUUCCUGCAGCCAAGGAUGCUCCCACAGAAGAAGAUGGAGAUGAUGAAUUGGAAAGUGCCAGGGAGGAGCAGUAGCUCCCUCACACCGUGAAUGCCUUUCUUGACCAAAAGACCCUUCUGCUUUAAGAACUGGCAUUAUACUGAAAUGUUGCUGGCUCUUGGCACUCCGGAAGCUUCAGGGAAGUCUUUCCCAUGGCGUCACUGAAGGACAGAACUCUUCCCUGGAAGCUGCAGGGGAGCAGCUCCAUACACCAGGAGACAGAAGAAAGUUCUUCAGCUGCACUUGAGCCAUCUUUUCCACCUCCCAAAAUGUUUUCUAGGAAAUGUUUGAGUUUUUGGACCUACUUUGAAUAUAGUUUAUCAUUUAUGUUAAACUGAAUGAGCUGGGAUGUUGAUGGAUUAAGUUGCUAUUAAAGGUGUGUUUGGGGUUUUUUAACAGGUCUUUUAA